AGUACGAACCGAAUCGUCAUAUUUUAUCAUUCGUCACAACCAUUUUGGUACUUGCAUUUUGCAGCUGACCUUUCGUGAGGCAGGCCAGUCAGUGCGAGUCUACACGAGUGCGUCUAGAAUGCAAUUUAAGUUGCACCUGCUAGCAGAAACCAUUAACAGAGUCUCGUUUCGAUAUCCUGCGAAAUUUCUCGGCACGACGUAGCAGCCAUUGGCUUGCGGAUAGGGGCGCAGUGACAUUCAGCUGAGAAGCAGUGGAGUUUUCUUUUUCUUUGCUUUUUUUUUCUUCGCUGGCUCUGUAAAUCUCAAAUUGGGUGGCAGAAGCCUAAAUGGCCGAAAUCAAAGCAAUGGAGCAUCCAUCAUUAAAGGUACCGUACGAAAUACUGAACAAGCGUUUUCGUAUCGCACAAAAAACGCUCGACCGUGAGCUGAGCCAGAUACAGAACGUGGCCUCGGAGCUGGAGAAGGGUCUGUCGGAGGGCACGGCCAGCUCGGAGAUUUCGCGCCUGCUGGGCGGCGUGGUCGAACGCCUGCAGGUGCUGAAGCGCAAGGCCGAGGAAAGCAUUUCGGAGGAACUGUCGGCCGGGUACGUGUGCAAGCGUCGGCUGGAGCACCUGAAGCAGAACGUGAACCCACCGGUGGACGCCACCACGCUGGAGCUGCAGGCCGCCGCAACGAGCCAGUGGAAGAAGAUCCGGCUCGAUCGCAUGAUCGUCGAACACUUUCUGCGUCUCGGCUACUACGACACGGCCGAACGGUUGGCCGAACGUAGCGGCAUCCGGGAUCUGACCAAUUUGGACAUUUUCCAAGUCACGCGCGAGGUGGAGCGCGACCUGGUGAACCAUUGCACGGCCAAGUGCAUCGCCUGGUGCAACGACAACAAGUCGAAGCUGAAGAAGAUCAACUCCACCAUCGAGUUCCAGCUGCGCGUGCAGGAGUUUGUCGAGCUGAUCCGCGAAGACAAGCGGCUGGUGGCGGUGCGCCACGCACAGAAGUACUUCCCGGCGUUCGAACACGAACAGCUGAAGGAGAUCCGCCAGUGCAUGGCACUGCUCGCUUUUCAGGUGAACACGGAGGUCGAACCGUACAAGACGUUGUUCGAUCCGCAGCGCUGGAACGAUCUGGUGCUGCACUUCCGGCUCGAAAACUAUCGCCUGUUUCAGCUGCCGUCUCAGUCGGUGCUGAGUGUGGCGGUACAGGCCGGCAUUUCGGCCCUGAAGACACCGCAGUGCUACUCGUACACCUCGAAAAACAUGAACUGUCCCGUGUGCCAGGAGAACGUGAACGAGAUUGCCGAGAACCUGCCCUUCUCACACUGUGCCCAGAGUCGACUGAUUUGCAGAAUUACAGGCAAACCGCUGAACGAACACAACCUACCGAUGAUGCUGCCGAACGGGCAGAUCUUUGGCCAGCAGGCGAUCGAACAGAUGCGGCGCGAAAACGACAUUCUCGUUUGCCCGAAAACGAACGAAUCGUUCCGUGCGCCAAAGAUCGAGAAAGUCUUCGUCAUGUAGUAGCUUUACGCAUGGCAAGCAACGCUCUGAUGAACAACCCACAUUCUCAUUCGGCCUCGGCUUCUGGAAACCCUUCCGGCGGUGGUAGUCCCUAGUGGUAGGACUGUUCCCGUCUCUAAAUUCCGCAACACCUCUCACGAACACGUCGUCGGUUUUCUGUUCAGCUUCACAAUUGUCGGUUGUUUUUUUCCCAGACGUUCACCAUUCUUUUCACAAUCCUCUCUGUCAAUCACAGCUUCUAGGUUUACGUGGCUUUUAUUUUAUGGUUUGCUGUUUGAGAUUAUUACUUGUUGAAUUGUGAUUGAUUUUUUUCGCAAACGUUUGAUACUUCAGCUGAAAGGUAGAGGCCAAAAGUAAUUUUUAUUUCUAUUUCUUAAAACAUUUGAACACGCCUUUUCUUAGAGUUAAGUUUGCCAUUUAAAACAAGCGGCGCGAAAGGAUUCGCCAGCGAAAGAUUGUUUG
Molecule: messenger RNA, 1973 nt
Organism: Anopheles cruzii
Lineage: Eukaryota; Metazoa; Arthropoda; Insecta; Diptera; Culicidae
Gene: Kaz
Product: E3 ubiquitin-protein transferase MAEA
Exons: 3
Coding region: 327-1511 (394 amino acids)
Biological process (GO): proteasome-mediated ubiquitin-dependent protein catabolic process
Cellular component (GO): GID complex; nucleus; cytoplasm
Molecular function (GO): ubiquitin protein ligase activity; protein binding
Source: RefSeq, a predicted model, not a curated record